AUGGCCGAAUCUGAUGGCGAUGCGUGUGCUCAUGAUGUAACUUUCGCAGGAAUGUGCGUCCAGUGUCAUCGCAUCGUAUCCACUGCACCGGACAAGGCCAAGGCCAUGCAGCGCCCAGGCUUUCUCACAACGGCUGUAGAUUUGCAGGUGUCUGCAUCGCUCCUCUCGAGUUUGGAUGCUGAUGAGCAAGUCCGCCGGGCUUCUGAAAGAAAGCUGGUACUUGUCAUGGACCUGGAUCACACCCUGGUGACUGCUGACAUGCGGAGUAUGCCGUCAAAGAUGAAGAUUCGGAAGCGGCCCGGCGUAGACGAUUUCCUCCAGGUCACGAGGGACACCUGCGAGAUUUAUGUCUACACGCAAGCAACAGGCGCCUAUGCACAGAAGGUCCUGGAGAUCUUGGACCCUGAUCGCCGGUAUUUUGGAGAUCCACCGCGCAUCUUUCACCGAGAGAACACGCCACAAGGCUUCAAGGACCUGUCGCAGAUCUUGCCAAAGGAUGCAACUUCUGCAUUGAUCGUGGAUGACCGGGAGGAGGUUUGGCCGGUGGUUGUCCGCCAGUCUCAGCUGUUGAAGGUCGUCCCCUAUCUGCCUUUUGAGGGGGAUACCCGUCAGCACCUGGACUUUGAGGGUAAGCUCACCGGCGCCACUGCGGCUGAUCCCUCCACUGCUUCCUUCCCCUGGAGCCAAAGCGCCGGAAGAUUGACGCAGCUUUCUGCGAGUCGCACUGGCCCUUGCGGGCGAGAGAUUUCCAACUGA
Molecule: messenger RNA, 756 nt
Organism: Symbiodinium necroappetens
Lineage: Eukaryota; Dinophyceae; Suessiales; Symbiodiniaceae
Source: the annotation of a GenBank genome assembly